Molecule: messenger RNA, 1404 nt
Organism: Purpureocillium lilacinum
Lineage: Eukaryota; Fungi; Ascomycota; Sordariomycetes; Hypocreales; Ophiocordycipitaceae
Source: RefSeq, a predicted model, not a curated record
AUGAACCACGCCAGAGUCAAAGAGCUCAAGGGCACCGCCGGCAAGACGGUGUCCAGAAAGGCGCAAAAGUCUGGCCGCGCGUCGGGCGCAUUGACGCCCCAAGGGUCAUCGCCUAUGGCCUCUCUCCUUACAUCGCCUUCUCAUUCCGCGGCCCAGAGCCGUGUCACGUCCGACGUCAGCGACGAUGAUGAGGAGGGUGACUUUGAGUUCGACGACAUGGCGUCGAGCAUACACUCCAGCGGCUCUGGAGUUGAGGUGUCCCAGGAAGUCGGUGGCUCCUUCGAUGUCCAGGCGCUCAUGGACAACCUCCAGGACAAGAAGCGCAACAAUGGCGAACUACGCGAACAAUACCUCCAGGUCUAUAUCAAAUAUAUCCGGACCCGAUACACUCCGGAGACUCACCACUGGCUGGACGAUGCUGCGCAUGCUCUAACCGACAUUUUCCUGAAAGAUGCGAACCGUGGCGGUACUGCGAGGGAACGCCUGCUGAGCCUUCAAGCGUACUGUCUGACCAUUGGUACCGUGGAAGACAUGGAUGCGUUCGAGGCCGGAAGCAAAGCUCUGAAGCAGAUUUUGAGAGAUGACGACGACGAAGAGUGCCAGGUCUACGCCAUUUACGCCCUGUGCAUGACGGCUCUCUACGGCGGGGGCAUGGAAGAAGCAGCCCUGGAGUUGAUGGAGUACAUGGUCGAAAUCGUUGACACCGACGGCGAGAGUGUCGAGGCGCAUGACAAUGCGGCCGUCGUGUGCGCAGCGAUGCAGGGUUGGGCUUUCAUUGCCAGCCAUGUGGACGAUUACUCCGAUUAUGCCGACACCGCCAUGGAUGCGUUUGUGGAGCAGCUGGACAGCACCGACAUCGAGAUUCAGUCGCACGCAGGCAACUGCAUUGCACUCAUUUACGAGUCAUCACGCAACCACGAGGAGGAGACGGGAGAACCGUUUCAACUUCCAUACGACCCUCAGCGGCUUGCCGCCAAGCUGAACGAGCUGGCAAAGCUGAGCGCAAAAUCGGUGUCGAGAAAGUCCCGCAGAGAUCUUCGCCAGAGUCUUCUGUCCGCUGUUACUUCCCUGGAACGAGGCGUCGGGCCAUACUACUCAACCGCCCUGUAUAUCCCGGAGAAGGACUCGUUCGUGCCACCCUCGCUGCGAACCGACGACGGAAGGGCAGAAUACGGGUAUCGUUGCAAGCUACGGCUCGGAAACCACACGGCCAGAAUUGAUUCGUGGUCUCUGUUCUCAAGAGCGGAGAUGAUGAAGAUUCUGUUCCGAGGCGGCUUACAAAAUCACAUUUUCGUGAAUCCAGUGGUCACGGAGUGUCUGGAGGACGCAGACUGGUCAGAGACGUAUGCUGGCGAGGAGCACGACAGGAAACCGAAACCGUCAACCAAAGCCCGCAAGAGAUGA